UUGUCAUUAUUGAUUUUCCUUUCAUUUAUUAAUUAAACUUUGUAUUGUAUACUAUAUAACUUGCUUGCUUGCUUUGGUUAACGUCUCUUUUAUUAAUAUACCUCCCAUAUUCAUAUAAUCUAUUAGUAUUGUAAAUCACCGUUGUUAUCAAAACGAUCGCAGUGCAUUGCAACGUCAGAGAAAAAAAAGUUUAAAGAGGUCAUUUUUAAAUUUGAUUGUUGUAUUGACAAAUAUAGGAGAGAGGAUUCCUACACAUGAUAUGGCUAUACAAACAAGGUUAAAUGAUCAUCACCAUCAAUCUGAUUCAACAUAUAGUGACAAUAUUCCAUUAGAGACUAUACCAGAUACUACUAAACCAGAUUCUGAUCAGUUUAACCAUAGUUCUAAUAUGGCAGAUAGUGCUUUAUUAGGGGAAGUCGAUUCCAAUUCCGAUUAUGAAAUUGAUGAUUUACUUGGAGAUGAUUCAGUGAUUAAUCGAUAUUAUAAUGGUAAGUUUGAUAGAUUGAAACGAAUCUUAAGUCUCAUAUGGAAUGGUCCUGAUCAACCUCGAGAUGAUCCACCUGCUAAAAUUGAAUGGUUGAGUAGAUUCGAAGAUGUACCAACUAGGUUCAGACGGUCAAUCCCCCACGGGUUCAAAGUCACCGGUUUAUUCUUGUAUUAUAUAUUCUGGUUUGCUUUAUGUUAUUCUAUAAUCCAACCUUACUUAUCAUAUCCUCCAAUCUUAACGUCAGAUCCCGACGUUUCCGUCAUAUCAUUAUCAUGUUCAAGUCAAUAUGGAUUCUGGAGAGGGAAAAAUGCCAAUUGUGGAUUAGAUGCAGAAGAUUGUCAACUAGAUCCAAAUAAAGAUAUAAUAUUCAGAUGUCCUGCUUUAUGCGAUAGAAAUAGUUGGACUUAUUCAUUAUUACCUGUCGGUGAUCAAAGAAUUAAAUAUAGAGGCUAUUUCAUCGGUGGUGGUGAUAAAGUAACACAAAGAUUACACAAAGAUCAAUUAACUGAUCCAUAUAGAGCUGAUUCAUAUCCAUGUGGAGCUGGAGUUCAUUCUGGUUUAAUAUCUCCAUUCUACGGUGGGUGUGCAAGAGUAUCGUUCAGUAGUGGAAGUCAAAAUCAAUUUAGUUCUACUAAGGGUCAUUAUGGAGUUAGUGAUUCUAUUGAAUUUUUAUCAUUCUUUAAAUCAUCAUAUUUCUUUAAAAGUUUAACUGGUCAACAUGAUGAUGGUCAUUUCACUCAUUGUUAUGAUCCUAGAUUAACUAUAUUAUUCAUAAACAUACUAUUGGGAUUUCCUAUUGUUUAUUUAGCAACGGGAACUGUCAUUUUCUGGACAGUUAAUAUCGUGGGAUUUUGGACUAUCACGUUAGCAACAGAUCCUCCUAUUGUGGUUGAUGCAGCUGAUCCAGAAGGAUUUGCCAGUUUAAUAUCAUUAGGUCUUGAACGAUUCUUACCCACUUGUUGUAUUUUAUAUGUAUUAUGGCAUACUUCGACAAAAAGAACCCUUACCAUACCUAAUGAUUUAGAAUAUGAAACAUCUCCACUUAGUAGAGUCUUCUACUUUUAUCCAUUAUUUUGGCUUGGGAUUUUAAAUAAUGUGACAUUUGACAGAUUACCAGUUGAUAGAUUAACUUUAAGUGAUUUAAAAGAACAAAGUGGUGCACUUAUAGCAGUAUCAUCUAUAAUAUUGGUAAUUGGUACUUGUGCUGUGAUCCAAGCUUAUAAAAUUUGGCUCUCGGGAAGAUUCAAGAAAUAUUUAAUAACAUAUUCAUCAUUUGUAUUGGGUUUGGUUCUUGUGGCUCAAUUACCUGGUUUAAGUUUACGUAUACAUCAUUAUAUAUUGGCCAUGCUUUUAGUUCCGGGAUGUGCAACAAGAGGGAGAACCGCAUUAUUAUUCCAAGGAAUUUUACUUGGAUUAUUUCUUUCAGGAGUAGCAAGAUGGGGAUUUGCUUCAAUAGCAGAAACUAUCACCUCAUUGAAACGUAAUGAUCCUGUUGGAAAACUUUUACCACCUGAUUUUGUUUCUUAUAAUAUCACCAGUGGUGAAAUCUUCUGGCAAGGAAUCACCGAUGAUUUACUUUCUCCAAUCGAUAGAGUGUUAUAUGAGAAGUAUUCAUCAAUAUCGAUAUUAAUCAAUGAUAUCGAAAGAUUUGUGGGAAAUCAAUCGGAAUCCAUGAAUUUACGAGAAUUGUUUCAAACUUCAGCUGAUUUAAGUCAAGAAAUAACUCAAAGUUUAAAAGAUGGAUUUAAAGAUGCAGCAGGAAACAUUCUCAUAUAUCUUAGAAUUGGUAGAAAAAUACCAGGAGCUCAAGUUUAUAGUGAUUUCUCCAAUGCAGCUAUCUUAAAAUGGCCAAGUGGAGAUCUUGACCUUGCAGUUCCAGGACUUACAUAGAGAUUUAUUUAGAUGCAAUAAAAAUAAUUAUAUAUUUGGGACUUGUUUAUACGUAUGUGGAAUUUCCUGCACAUAAAAUGCUUAUGACCGCCGCCCCUCCG
Messenger RNA from Scheffersomyces coipomensis, 2478 nucleotides. RefSeq lists its product as uncharacterized. The coding region runs from base 260 to 2377 and encodes 705 amino acids. Lineage: Eukaryota; Fungi; Ascomycota; Pichiomycetes; Serinales; Debaryomycetaceae. The record is from RefSeq and is a predicted model, not a curated record. The transcript has a single exon.